Argentina anserina (silverweed cinquefoil) is the source of this 1239-nucleotide messenger RNA. RefSeq names its product SWR1 complex subunit 6. Gene Ontology annotation, molecular function: nucleosome binding. NCBI's taxonomy places the organism in Eukaryota, Viridiplantae, Streptophyta, Magnoliopsida, Rosales, Rosaceae. The coding region runs from base 142 to 660 and encodes 172 amino acids. The transcript has 5 exons. The record is from RefSeq and is a predicted model, not a curated record. Gene Ontology annotation, cellular component: Swr1 complex. Gene Ontology annotation, biological process: chromatin remodeling.
AGGAGUUUGAGCUGAACUCACUCGCAGUCUGAGAGCUGUAAACUAAGCUCACCCAUAAAGCUUGCUACUUUCAUCUCCAACAUUCGAUUCCCAUUGUCUUACCUUAUUAGAUUCUCUUUAUUACCUCUAUCUUCACCCACCAUGGAUGAUGACGUGUCCGCCCCCUUCCGCCGGUCGUCGAGCCGGAACCGUAAGGUGGCUUCGAAAAUGGCUGCUGCCCUUAUGAGCACUGAUAACCGCACCCAGGCUGCACUUGCUAGGCUUGAAGCUUUGGAGAAUGACAAUGCUGGGUUGGAAACUGUGGAGGUCAAUGACGAUGAUGAAGCUUCUCUUGAUGAUGAGGAUCAAGGAUAUAUACAAAAGAAGCAGCCUAAGGGCACCAAACGUAAAACUCGGCAGGCAAAAGCUCUUGAGGCCAGGAAGGCACCGAGAACAUUCCUUGAGCUUUUACAAGAGGCUAAUCUUGAAUCUUUGCCGCCUCAUGUCCCAUCCUAUCUGAAGGCAGCAGUAGGACCUCCGAGCUCUACCUCCCGCCGGCAUUUCUGCACUGUUUGUGGUUCGGCUUCCAACUAUACCUGUGUGAGGUGUGGCAUGCGCUUCUGUUCGUGUCGAUGCCAGAAUAUCCAUAAUGAUACUCGUUGUCAGAAAUUUGUUGCCUGAUCGCAAGAGAAUCUCCAUUUCUGACUUCCAAAGUUGGUCCUGGAAAUUGGCCAUUGACUGUAAGUGUGCUGUGAGUUCUGCAGAGCCGCUUCACUGGAGUUGCUCCAACCUAUUUCAGUCCACACAAAGAAAAACCAAAUAUUCAUAAUCGAGUCCAUGUUACUCUAGGAUGGUGAAAAGGAAUGAUGAACUGAGCAGCAUGGAAGAAGACGUACAACAAAUUCAUGGUAGUGAGUUUCAGCAGCUGCGAAUGAAGCUAGCAGAGUCAAGAAGGCGAGAAGGCAAAGGAGGCAGGAGCUCCAUGGCUUGAGAGUAAAGCUGGAAGCCUCCAUUGCUAGUUAUGGUAGUUGUGUGUUAGAAGACUAUGGGAAGCAGCUAUUUAUACAUUCUGGAUUAAGCGGGAAACGGUGCAAUUUUAGUUAGUUCUUAUUUCAUAUUGAGAUACUGCCUAUGUAAAUUAGGUUUUGAAGUCAACAUGGAUGCUAUUGUUCUUUUAUCAUAGAACAUAUUAGUCCAACCGGAAAGGAAAUUUGGUGCACCCACUACUGGAGGUGUUGUGCUUAAUAUUGUUUGAACUGG